CCGACCUUUGGUCUUCGCCACAUCAUAUGCAUCGACGCCGACAUGUCACGCAAAGGUGAAUCUUCUCCUUUAUGCGUGCGUACAAUUACCUAUGUGGAAUGGUAUGCUACUUCAUCCUCCGUCAUAUGACCAUGAUAGGAAUACAUCGCCAAGUACGGAGGAAGUGGAGGAUGCCAUGGAUGCUCGAGGACUCAAGGCCGAGGUCGUGGAAGCAUGGAAGAAGCUCCAGGCGCAGCUACACCGGAGUCGCCGGCCUCGCCAACUCACAACGGAGUCUCCGGCCCAUGAAGAUCAAGACCGGAGUCUCCGGCCUACAUACACGAGAGUCUCCGGACUAUGUGAAGCGCUAGCCACAAGUCAAUUAGGGCCAAGGCCCAUGUACCCCCUUCUAUGCCCAAACUACCCCUCCUUAGUGGUUCCCUAUAUAUAGGCUCCCACCUCCCCCUUCAUUAGGAAAGAGUUGAUGAACUAGAACUAGGCUCAUGCCUCCACCAUCCCUUUGGGAUUAGGGAAACCCCCUCCUUAGAUUAUCCAAAUCUAUUGUACAAGGCACUCCUUAUAUGAUUAGUCUCUCACACUUGUGAUUCUACCACCGGUCUCUCACUCGUGUGUUUCCACCGAUCGUAUACCGAUCUUCCUCUCGGGGAUUCUACCGCGUGUCUCUCCCUUGAGAGAUUCUAUCGGGAUAGUGGUUCGGGCUAUCGGGAGUAAACCGGAAUUGUAUCGGGUUGUGUUGCGUGCGUUCGCGUGUGUUCAUCGUGUUCUUCGCCGUGUUCUUCGUGUUCUUUCUCUCCCCCGUCUUUCCCUCGGUCAAUUCGUGAGAUCGGGCAACCCACGUGGCCUUAGGCCGCAUCAUAUGGUAUCAGAGCAAAGGUUGCCACGAAUUUGACCUCUAAUUCCACCGAUUUUCGUCCAAAAAAUUUCCCAAAAAAAAAAAAAUUUUGCCCCAAAAAAUAGCUCGAAAUUUGAUCUCUGGAUUUGUUGAGUUUUAUGUGGUUUUGAUCCACAGAUCUGGUGUUAUUUGUGGUGAUCUACAACUUCUCCAAUUUUCGCUCUCUAAUUCCUCCAAUUUCUACUCGGAUCUGAGCAUUUUUGGCCUCCAUUUUCGUCCGUGUUCAUAGCUGUUCAUCGUCGAGUUCUUCUCCAAAUUAGUCAACCCCACCGUGCCGCCCCACGCCCUCGCGCUGCUGCCGGCCCACCUCCGCCUGGCCCACCCUGCUGCCGCUCUGCUGGCCUCGCGCCCACCACAGCGACCGCCGCCGCCGCUCGACACCUGGCCCAGAUCGCCUGGCCGCCGCACCACCACCCCGCAGCAACCGCAAGCCUCGGGUCAACGUCGCCUACCGCCGCCGUGCGCGUCCAGCUCGCUCACCAUCCGCUGCUGGAGCAGCUCGCCCGCGCGAUCCCCACUUCGCCUGCUCGCCUGCCGUCCGCGCGCUGCUCCCCGCCAUCAACCACGCGCGCGCGACCCGUCCAUCCCCAUCGCCCCUGGCCGCAAGCGCUGCUCCCUGCCUGGCACCACCCUGCACGCGCGCCUAGCUCCCGCACAGCUGCAUCCGCUCACCACGCGCAGCACACCAGCAUCGCACGCGCGCGCAUUUCCUGUGCAGCCCGCCCAAUCCCACUUGGUCGGCGACCAUCACGCGAGCCUGCACAUCAUGCUGCUUCCCGCACGCGUGCUCGUUUGAUCCCAUCAGCGCAUCAUCUCCGCCUUGCUCGAUUUCAUCUACAGCUUCCGCGCUCGAUUUCUCCACUGGCCACGUUCGAUUUCAUCUCCUCAUCUCCACAUCGCUUGAUUCCCAGCUCCAGUCGCUCAAGUCCUAGACCGGCAGUGCCGGCCGCAUCUCACCGGCAGUGCUGGCCCGGACACCCCGGCAGUGCCGCAGUCUAAUGUUCCCCGCACAGUUCUGUUUAAAUUUCGUCUAACUUCGUCCCAUCUUUUUGUCCCAAAUUUUGACAACUUUUCGGCGCCCGUUUGACUCCAAAUUUUAACAUCAUUCCCCAAAUAUUCUACAUAGCCCGCCUCUAAUUUUUGACGAUUUUUGGAACAUAUUUUUUGACCGCUCGUUUUGACCCAACUUUUCGGGCAUUGGCUUAAUUUGCUCGGUUUCCGUUUUGGAGUGCAAGGAUUGUCUACCAAGCUUCCGUGUCUACAUCAACACCGCGGCGACACCUUCGGCACCCCGGAUUCUGGCGCAUCUUCGACACCAUCGUCAUCACCAUCAUCGCAAGUUCGUGUGCUUGACACCGCCUAACGUCAAUAGGUAUAACUUGCCUCCCCUACCCCUUGUAUCCCCUUUCUUCCUUUGCGUACCUAUCCCAUUGAGAGUGGCUUUCCGAGUGUUGCGAAGCAUUGCACAAGUGUCACGACCGUGAGAGGGUUUGUGUGUGUGCGUUGUGUUGAGCGAAGCUCCGAAGCAAGCUCGGUGAGAAAAAAAUACACAAAAGAAGAAAAGUGUGACAUAUACAUAGAGAGAAAUAAAGCUUCUAAGCAUAGAGAAAAAAAAGUGAAAAAAAAGAGAAAAAAAAAGAAAUAGAAAAGGGUGUGUGUCCACCGAUACCGAGAAGUGCAAAGCUUGUGAGCACUAAGAGAGAAAAGAGAAGAGUGGCAUUUGUGCAAAUCUUGUUGCUUCUUUCUUGUGCAACCAAGCUACGGUCUCUCUUGUGUUGGCGUGACAUCGAGCAUAUAGUCUUCGUUAGGACCAUCUUUGUCACUUGUUCACUUCCUUGGUCGCGCUAACCCCAUUGUUCUCCGUUGUGUGUGUGUUUCCGUGUUUCCUUGACAUAGAUCACCACUUUUGACAUUUGACUUUGGAUCUUACCCACAUUUGACAAUAGACUUUUCCGUUGAUCUUUUUCGUUUGCUAUCCACUCCUUACCCACCACAUAUAGAGUUCUUAGCCUUUUGCGUGUGCUUUGAGUGUGUGUGUGAGUAACCCCGGUACAAUUUGGACUUUGCUCUUGACUUGAACCAUUUUUCCGAUACUUUCUUGAAAGGUGGGAUACUUGUGUAGCUUUCCUUCCACCACAUACACAUACACCUAUCCUAGUGAGCCAUAUACAUGAUGACCCCACAAGAGCAAGCCGAAAUGAGAGCAUACUUCGCCGAGCUAGAUGCUCGAGAAGCCCAAAUGACACCCAAAUAUAAAGCCGAGUGCAACGCAUACUUCAAACACCUUGAGAGCAAGAGUGAUACACACCAUCAGCCGAGUGAGGAUGUUUCGAUUUCUAACAACUUAACCUCUACUCCGCUUGUGUUGUCUCCCUCUUUGCUAGGUUGCUCGGACAUCGACGACGCCAUUGCCAUGGAGAUGAGGGACUCCACUAUAUGUGAGAUGAGCGACUCCACUAUCUGUGAGAUGAGUGCAUCCACUAUAUGUGAGAUUGAGAGCCACCACUUGGAGGGCAUGAGUGAUACACCGAGUGAGAUGAGAGUGGUAGUUGAUAGGUCAUGUGAGGCCAUUUCGAAUUCUAACAACUUACCCUCUACCUCUAGUGUGUUUCCUUGUGUCUUAUUAGGUCCCAUGGAUGACGAGAUGCCGAUCAUGGAGAAGAUGUACAUGGUGCAUGAAGAUGAUGAUAUCACACCAUGCUUGAUUGAAGAUGAACAUGGAGGCCACAUCGAGCCUACCUCUUCCACAACACCUACCUCAUAUGAGCGGGACUACAAAGGUACCUAUAUGGGUGUUGAUGAUGCCAUGAUCCCACUAGUGGACAUGAAGAUUGAUGAGUGCAUGCAUGAUGUUGAUGAUACAAAUGCUAUGUCAUAUGCUUCUUUCAUUUUCCCAUGUGAUGCUUUGCUUGAUACCAACAUUGUUGAUCAUGUGGACUUGAUUGCUUGUGAUAACAUUACCAUGCCAUGCUAUGAGUGUUUCGAUUUCUAUCCUAUUGCUUGCAAUAUGUCGAACAAUUUCUCUUUCCCAUGUAUUGCUUGCAAUGUUCAUAAUGAUGCUUGUGUUGUGACAACCUUGCCGAACAAUUGCUCUUUCCUUAGGUUUGUCGACAACAAUGAUCAAAUGUUGAACAUGUUUUGUGCUACAUGCUUGCAAUAUUCUCCCAUUAAUGCAACCAAAAUGAUGAACAAUUUCUCUUUCCAAUGCUUGGCUUGCAAUAGUGUUAAUAUGCUUUUAAAUGAGAUUGCCCCCAUAGCUCUCUCAAAUUUUGGAGACUUUGCAUAUAUCCAUGUUGAUCAUGUUUCCAUGUUUACUCCGCAUAUUCACCAUAUCUAUUAUGAUGCUUGGCUUAACGCUAAUGGUGAUGUGCAAAAGAAAUGGAACAUCAUGAUGGAUGAUGUGUUCAUAUACCAUGCACACACGUUCUUUGUUUUGCCUAUGGUGUGUGUAGGUACCCAAAAUCCAAUGUCAACCUCGAUUGAGCACGAGUUGACAAAAAGAGCUCUUGAGAGCAUGAUACAAGUGAGCUCCAAUGAGUGGUUUUGCCCGCACACUUCCACUACACAAGACCUCUCAAUGAGAGCACACCGACACUUUGAUAAGGUGACCUCCUUCUACUUGCGCCCUCUUCCUAAAUCCAUUGAACGUUGGCUACGCUUUGAUUGCUCCUUUGCUUUUCUUGUGCUAUUGAUAGGGCUCUUGACAAGUGAAGGGACAUUGAAGCGUUGGUGUCAUCUACCUCCUCUACACAUUCAUGAAGACUCAUCGUCGAGGUCGACUCUUUUUCAAGUGGGGGGAGAUGAUGCAGCCCGACCUUCGGUCGUAUCCGCAUCAUGGUCAUCAUCAAGAACUACGCUGAAGUCCGACGUCACGAAAGCAUGGAAGAGGAGACGGAAGAAGGAGAUACGUCCAGGAAGGCCGGCAGUACCGCCCCGGAAUGGUCGUCACUGCCACCCUGCUCGACGCCGGAGGAAGACGGCACUGUCGCCAUGCCUACGCCGACACCGCCGUCCCCACUAUGAAGCCCAUGAGCUGAACCAUCCCACUAUGCUCUUUGUAUUCCUAAACUACCCCUCCUCUAGUGGUUCCCUAUAUAUAGGCUCCCACCUCCCCCUUCAUUAGGUUAGACAUAACUUGAGUGAAACUUGGCUUAUGCCUCCACCAUCCCUUUGGGAUUAGGGAAACCCCCUCCUUAGAUUACCAUAAUCUAUUGUACAAGGCACUCCUUAUAUGAUUAGUCUCUCACACUUGUGAUUCUACCACCGGUCUCUCACUCGUGUGAUUCCACCGAUCGUAUACCGAUCUUCCUCUCGGGGAUUCUACCGCGUGUCUUUCUCUUGAGGGAUUCUAUCGGGAUAGUGGUUCGGGCUAUCGGGAGUAAACCGAAUUGUAUCGGGUUGGUGUGCGUUUGCGUGUGUUCAUCGUGUUCAUCGUCGUGUUCUUCGUGUUCUUCCUCUC
This is a messenger RNA of Lolium perenne, 5351 nucleotides long. The record is from RefSeq and is a predicted model, not a curated record. Lineage: Eukaryota; Viridiplantae; Streptophyta; Magnoliopsida; Poales; Poaceae.